This is a messenger RNA of Bombina bombina (fire-bellied toad), 2525 nucleotides long. It is a transcript of the gene CDCA5, whose product is annotated as cell division cycle associated 5. The record is from RefSeq and is a predicted model, not a curated record. The transcript has 14 exons. Lineage: Eukaryota; Metazoa; Chordata; Amphibia; Anura; Bombinatoridae. The coding region runs from base 229 to 1713 and encodes 494 amino acids.
GCGGGCGCGGGACAUUUGAACAAGACGUCGACUGGAGUUUCAGCGCUAGAAUCUGAGGAAUUUGGAUUUGUACACAGGGGCGGUGUAUAGUAGUCAUGGGCCGGUAGGUGGGCUCCGUGUAUAGUAAGUGGUAGGUUAUGGUGCCAUAGAGGUCCGGGCACCAGUGAGUAGCCAGAGGGGACACAUACGUUAUUUUACAAGGUCAGCUGCGCUAUUUGAGUUGCUGUCAUGUCCGAGAAGAAAAGGGGGAGCGGCGCUGAGAGGAGAAAGUCUACAGAGGAAGGUAUCUCUCCACCUACCAGAAGGUCUCAGAGGAAAUCAACUUUGGAAAAUACAUUCUCAGACAGUCCGGUAUGUCCCAAGAUUGUUCCAGCAGUGUCUGAACAGAAGAUGCAAAUUGGAAUAGAGAGACAUAGCCAGAAAGAUGGAGAUGUCUGUAUCAUCUCUCCACCUACCAGAAGGUCUCAGAGGAAAUCAACUUUGGAAAAUACAGUCUCAGAGAGUCCAGUAUGUCUAAAGAUUUUUCCAGCAAUGUCUGAACAGAAGAAGCAAAUUGGAGUAGAGAGACGUAGCCAGAACGAUGGAGAUGUCUGCAUCACUUCUCCAACUAAGAGAAAAUCUCAAAGGAAAUCAGCCAUGAACACCACCACCACCUUAGACAGCCUGGAAGGCAGUAAGGACAUCAUUCCAGACCAGCAGAGUGGGAGUAGUGCACACAGGCAGAGCCAGAAGGGUUGUGACACUGGAGUUUUCUCCCCACCUACUCGCAAAUCUCAGCGGAAAUCUGCUCUGGACAACACCGCUUCAGACAGCCCAGGUUGUGUAGUUGCCACAAGGGCUGAGCAGAAAAGGCCAAGCAGCACAGGCAGAGUGAGCCAGAAGGAGCAGGGGGACACUUGCAACACCUCCCCACCCAACGGGAAAUCCCAAAGGAAAUCUGAAUCGGAAAAUGCAGCACCAGAAAUUACAAUGCCAGCUCCUAUUUUUAAACGAUCCUUUGUAGUGAAGAAAAUAAUGCCCAGGAAGACACUGGCUGUCAGUGCAACUCAAAUUAAAUCCAGGCUUACCAACGCAUUAGAUGCGCCACAGUCUACCCCUAAGGCUUUAAAUGUUACAGCUGCACCACGAAGGAGUUCCAGGGUGUCGCCAAAAGUGCAGAAAGAAAACACGAUUCCUGAUGAGUUACAAGCUCUCCCUAAAGGAGUAAAAGAUCAAGCACCUGCUUCCAUAACAGACAUCCUUUCUCCUAUUCCUGUCAAUGUUCCAUCAUCUCCUGGUCUAGAUGACCGUGACCAUGUGAUGUCACAGAAAGUGCGACGGUCGUACAGCCGACUGGAAAUGUCCCUGAAUAGCAGUUCUUUCUUAUACAGCCCCACCAGGAGAAAUGACUCUUCAGAAACAUCUACGCCUAAUCUGACCCCAAAAGGAGGACGGCCGUCUUUGUUCGGGUUUGAGAAGUUGUGUAGCACUGAAGCGCUAGAGGAGGAACAGAGACACAGAGCAGAGACCAAGAAAAGAACAGUUAAUCAGAGUCCACCAGGGGCAUGUUUACCCUCUGAGCCAGACCAAAAUAUUCCUGGUGUUGUUGUGAUUAAAGAGAAGAGAAGAAAGCGCAAAGUUCAACUGAUAGAGAAGUCCGAGCUGGAUGAAUGGGCGGCCCUCAUGAAUGCAGAGUUCGAUGAAGCGGAAAAGUUUAACCUCCUGGUGGAAUGAGCCCAUAAUCCUCAUCGCUUGUACAUAGACUGAUAAUACUGCGUAUACAGAUUCCUGUACAUAUUUCUUUCAUCUGUCUUUGUGUUAGGUUCUCACUAAACAAUCUGUUACUCCUUAUCUUGUUGUCCUUAAAGACUUUUUGUUGGUGUAAUAUAUUUAUGUAUUGGCUUUACUAUUUUAUACAGAAGGAUAUUUGUUUUGUAAAUAGAUGGAAUUCCAAAUGUUUCUUUUAUGAUGCAGAUAAAGCAGGCAAUUUUAAACAACUUUCCAAUUUUACUUCUAUUACAUUUUCUUUGUUUUCUUGGUAUCUUUUGUUGAAAAGCAGGAGCUUAGGAGCCGGCUCAUUUUUGGAGCACUAUAUGGAAGCAGUUUUGCAAGAAUGUUAUCCAUUUGCAAGAGCACUAGAUGGCAGCACUAUUUCCUGCCAUGUAGUGCUUUAGAUGCCUACCUAGGUAUCUCUUCAACAAAGGAUACCACGGGAACAAAGCAGAUUUAUUAAACUGGAAACCUUGUUAAAAUUGUAUGCUCUGUCUGACUCGCAAGAGAUUUUCUGGGUGUCAUAACCCUUUAACUAUGCAGACAUAUUUGGUCCCAUUUGAUUAUAAUUGUUUGCAAUUCAUUCAUGAAGUUUAAGGCAGGAGCUGCAAACCGUUUUUUUGUCAUUUUCUAAAUGAGUUUGUAGGGGGUUUAGUGCUCACCCAUGUCCUAUUUGACUCUGUUAAAUUACUGCAUAGUGCUACUAAUUAUCCGUUUUACUAGUAGAUCAGGUUUUGAUAAUCUGCUUUCUAUAAAGUUUAAACUUUAUAAUAUAA